AUGAAGACCUCACCUGUGUUGCUGGGUCUUUUUGGCCUGGCUGGAUCUGCCAUGGCCGACCCAACCUGGCCGUCCCCCAUUGACGAGCUUGAAGAGAUCAUGUUCCAAGUCAACUCUUUCCGAUCUCGCAAGUUUGCAGAUACCGUCAACCCGUGUACCAACGAGGCUUCAGGUCCUGGACGCCGCAAUGCGGCCGAAUGGCUUCGAGUUGCCUUCCACGACAUGUCAACCGCCAACACCUUUUUCAAAACUGGUGGUCUCGAUGGUUCCCUGCAGUACGAGUUGGACAAUGGCGAGAAUACCGGCCCUGGUCACAGAACGACGCUCAACUUUAUGGGUCCCUAUGUCACAUCCCGAUCCAGUCUCGCGGACUUGAUUGCCUUGGGGGUUUACACAUCCGUUCGUUCUUGCGGCGGUCCCAUUGUUCCAAUUCGUGCUGGACGCAAAGAUGCAACAGGUGCCGGUGCACUGGGCGUCCCUCAACCUCAAAAUUCGGCGAUUACUUUCCAGCAGCAGUUCGAACGCAUGGGCUUUACCACCGAGGAGAUGAUCCAGGUGACUGCUUGUGGCCACACCAUUGGUGGCGUUCACCAGGACGAGUUUCCCGAUCUCAUGCCCGCCAAGGGAGUCGUCAACCGCCAGGUGGCGCUUGAUUCUAGUGACGCCGUCUUUGACAACAAGGUCGUCACCGAAUACCUUUCCGGAAACACCUCCAACCCGCUUGUCGUUGGCCCGUCUGUCAGAAUCAACAAGAACUCCGAUUUCAAGGUUUUCAAUGUUGACGGAAACAAAACCGUGACGGCAUUGACUGACGAGAAUACCUUCAAGACGGUCUGCCAAUCGGUUCUCCAAAAGAUGAUUGAUGUUGUUCCUCCCUCCGUGACCCUUACCGACCCAAUCGUCCCAUACAAUGUCAAGCCUGUCAACCUGCAGCUCACUCUCGCCAAUGGUGGCUCUGGACUUCAAUUCACCGGGUUCAUUCGAGUUAAGACGACUGGCCUCCCCAAGGAUAGCAUCAAGAACGUUGCGAUCACGUACAAGGACCGAAAGGGCAAUACAGACUGUGGCGCAAGCUCCUGCACCAUCACAAGCACUGUUCAAGGGGUCGCGCAAGGCUUUGAUGACACAUUCAGCUUCUACCCCAUCGAAGCCGUCAUCCCUGCUGCAUCUGGUAUCUCAUCUUUCACAGUUACUGUCAACAAUGCCGACGGAACCAGCAAGCUCCAUGACAACAAUGGCAAUGGCUACCCCCUCCAGGACGACAUCUUGUUCCAGGCCCCUCAAAGCUGUGUCACAGGCUCCUCUGGUGCUCUCACCGUUGUUGCUGCAGUCCGCAACGAUAUUGCUGCCAAUGGUGCCCAGGCUAGUAUCACUUACAAGACUGCCCAGACCAACAGCCCCGUUGCUGUCUUGAACAACGCCACUGUCGCUUUGCAGAAAGGUGCCUGCAUUGGCAAGUACACUCUCUUCUCAGCCCAGUACACCAUCCCCGGUAGCCUGCCUUAUCAGUCUCGUGUUGAUGUUAUUGCUGGAGACAAGGCCGACACCUUCAAGGCUAUUACUGAUAUUGGCGGAACCUGCACCGAGUUCCCCAACCCAGGUGCAUGCAACGCCGACCCUCCCGUCAACUCGACCACCACAUCUACGCCUCCUGGGUCAACCACCUCAACUACUCCGCCCAUCACUGACCCGGUGACAACGACAACCACGACGGCUGGUAACGUUUCCACUACAACCACAAGUGCGACGCAGGCUCCCGUCACUCCCACCCACCGUGCCACUGUUGGCGGCUAUACUCAUGUCUCGUGCUGGACCGAAGGCGUUGGCGUCCGAGCCCUGGCUGGCAUUUCUUUUGCUAACGAUACCAUGACCCUUGACAAGUGUGCGGACUAUUGCAAGGCUUAUGUGUACUGGGGUACUGAGUACGGUCGUGAAUGCUACUGCGGCAACUCUUUGGACAAGACGAGUUCCGCUGCUGCUCUCGCUGAUUGCAACAUGGCUUGCGGCGGUGAGCCCAGCGAGUACUGCGGAGCUGGCAACCGACUCGAACUGUACUCGACCACAAGCGCACCUGUGACGCCUACGCCGACUGCUACCCUCAUUCACAAGCCUACCGUCUCGCCGUACACUCUCGUGGGCUGCUGGACUGAGGGUAACGGUGUGCGAGCCCUGGACCAAGGUUCCACAGUCAGCGACAAGAUGACCAACGAAGCAUGCGCUACUUACUGCAAGUCUUUCAAGUAUUUCGGUACCGAGUAUGGCAGUGAGUGCUACUGUGGCAGUUACCUCGCUGAGAGCAGCAAGACGGCGCCCCUCGCAGAUUGUAACAUGCCUUGCUCCGGCGAUCAGUACCAGUACUGUGGUGCGGGUGGCCGGUUGGAACUAUACCAGAACCCCAACAUCACGACGGGAAACCCUGAGCAGCCGGCGUCUGUUGGCAACUAUGUGCUCGUGGGCUGCCAGACCGAGGGCAACAACACUCGAGCUCUGGGUGGUUCGGCUCUGGCGCAGGAUGACAUGACAAAUGAAGUAUGCGCCAACUGGUGCAAGGACUUUGAGUACUUUGGUACUGAGUAUGGGCGAGAGUGCUACUGUGGUAACACUCUUGACGCUUCUUCGCUAGUUGCGCCAGCCUCGGAAUGCAGGAUGCUCUGUGCUGGUAGUCCCACAGAGUACUGUGGUGCCGGUAACAGGCUGUCUGUUUACAAGAAGAAGCAGAUUCCGCCGGCUGAGACGCAGAAGCGAAGACGUAGGGGCCAUUAA
This is a messenger RNA of Pochonia chlamydosporia 170, 2763 nucleotides long. RefSeq names its product WSC domain-containing protein. The transcript is spliced from 2 exons. Gene Ontology annotation, molecular function: heme binding; peroxidase activity. The record is from RefSeq and is a predicted model, not a curated record. Gene Ontology annotation, biological process: response to oxidative stress. The coding region runs from base 1 to 2763 and encodes 920 amino acids. Lineage: Eukaryota; Fungi; Ascomycota; Sordariomycetes; Hypocreales; Clavicipitaceae.